Molecule: messenger RNA, 1985 nt
Organism: Salvia miltiorrhiza (redroot sage)
Lineage: Eukaryota; Viridiplantae; Streptophyta; Magnoliopsida; Lamiales; Lamiaceae
Product: protein GRAVITROPIC IN THE LIGHT 1-like
Exons: 3
Coding region: 387-1700 (437 amino acids)
Biological process (GO): negative gravitropism; response to red or far red light
Source: RefSeq, a predicted model, not a curated record
GAUUACAAGUUUUGAGAGGGAUAGAAUUGUCCUAAACGUCAAAGCAUUUUUUUUUUAACUUCUUAAUUUUCUCUCUGUUAUCUGGUCAUCUUCGUUUUCUCCCGUCUCUCCAAAAAACCUCUCGCUCUCUCUCUGUCUCUCUGUCUCUCUCUCUCUUCCAAUCCGACCGAUUUUCGAGCUGCAAAACCCGACGAAAAAAAUACGGAUUUAUAAAGUAACUGACGUUGUCUUUGUAAAUUCCGGUGCUCCGAUUCAGGGUGUGAGAAGAAGAAAAUUUACUGGUUGAUGGCAGUAUUUUACGGUUUAUUGGGAUUCACACUGUUCCUCGCCGCAGAGGCCUAAAUUCUGCAGUCUCUGCUUUGGAAGUUUCCAUAUUCGCCGCCGCCAUGGAUUCCGUCACGCACUCUGCAGUAACGCCCAAGAAGAGCCGCCUCGCCCGCACCUUCGCCAAGGUCCUGCACGCGCGCGCCGCCGCCGGAGUCGAUGAAGAUAUCAGAAAGGCCAAAUCUCGCGAGAAGAUGAAGAAGGAUCGCUUCAAAAUUGACGAGGAGAUGCGAGAUAAGGCGGUUAGAGAAGCGUUUGUGGCGAAGCUCUUCGCCGGUUUAUCUUCGAUUAAGGCGUCGUAUGCUCAGCUGCAGUACGCGCAGUCGCCUUACGACGCCGACGGAAUUCAAUCGGCGGAUCAGGUGAUCGUGGCGGAGCUGAAGAAGCUGUCCGAGUUGAAGCAGUGCUACUUGAAGAAGGAGCUCCAUGAAUCCUCUCCGGCGAAGGCGCUGCUCGUCGCGGAAGCUCAGGAGCAGAGUAGUCUCGUGAAGACGUACGAGAUCACGAGUAAGAAGCUCGAUUCUCAGGUGAAGCUCAAGGAAUCGGAGAUCAUGUUUUUGAAGGAGAAGUUGGUGGAGAUCAAUGGCGACUGCAAGCUGCUCGACAAAAGGCUCAACUCGAGCGGAGUACAGUUGGCGUUUCCCGAUGGCGCGGAGCUGUCGAGGCUGAGGCCGAGCCAUUUCGUCGCGCUGCUUCGGCAGGUGGUGAAGUCGGUUCGGAGCUUCGUUCGGUUGCUCGUCGACGAGAUGGAGUCGGAGGAUUGGGAUUUGGACGCCGCCGCGGCUUCGAUCCAACCUGGCGUCUCGUUUUGGGAGCGGACUCACAUUUGUUUCGCGUUCGAGUCCUUCGUUUCUAGAGAGAUUUUUGACGGUUUCGAUCGCCCCUAUUUCUCCCAUGAAAACGUGUCGUCCUCGCCGGAGAAGGAGAAUCUCCGCCGCGUGUUCUUUGACAGAUUCACAGAGCUCAAAUCCCUGAGGCCGGCGGAUUACCUAGCUAGGAAGCCUAAAUCAAAAUUCGCAGCAUUCUGCCGUGCGAAAUAUCUGCGGGUGGUUCAUCGGAAGAUGGAGGAGUCGUUCUUCGGCAAUCUGAAUCAGCGGAAUUUGGUGAGCUCCGGCAAGCUGCCGGAGACGACCUUCUUCGGCGCAUUCGUGGAGAUGGCGAAGCGCGUGUGGCUGCUGCACUGUCUUGCCUUGGCCUUGGAUCCGGAGGCGGCGAUAUUUCGUGUGAGCGGCGGAAGCCGGUUCUCGGAGGUGUACAUGGAGGGCGUGAGCGACGAGGCGUUCGAUGCCUCACCGGAGCCAGUGGUGGCGUUCACGGUGGUUCCGGGAUUCAGGGUUGGGAGCAUGGUGGUUCAAUCUCAAGUGUAUUUGAGCUGAUCGUGGAGGGGUAGAUACAGAUACUACAUCCAAUGAUGAGGCCAUUGGUAGUGAAGAGCAAUACGCUUGGAACCUUUUUUUUCCCAAUCAAAUUUGGUCAUUGCCUUAAUUAGAAUUAGGAUUGUUUAUUUAUAUUCUCUUUUUUCUGGAGAUUUACAUAUGCUUAUGUUGUGUAUCCAAAUAGAGUACGAAUUUUGAUAUCUGCAAAAAUAUUUAAUGAAAUUUGCAGCUGUAAAUUGUACGCUUGUUCAUAUAUUGUAGUAGUACUUUUGUUUAGAGUUCAAA